This is a messenger RNA of Caenorhabditis elegans, 1383 nucleotides long. RefSeq names its product F-box C protein (gene fbxc-52). The coding region runs from base 7 to 1191 and encodes 394 amino acids. The transcript is spliced from 5 exons. NCBI's taxonomy places the organism in Eukaryota, Metazoa, Nematoda, Chromadorea, Rhabditida, Rhabditidae. The record is from RefSeq and is marked reviewed.
AGAAAAAUGGAGCAAUCCCAGAGAACUCAACUAUCCUAUGAAGGUGCCAAGUCGGUCAUCAGGUUCAUGAGCAUUGAGAAACGAAUCCAAAUCCACUGCCGAAUCCCCUACUACCGCAAAACCAAUGCCCUGUUCCCAUAUGCUCACCGACAAAUGACCCUUAGCAGCGACGGUAUUUCCAUUGGAAGCAAUCAUUAUACAUUUGACAUCCGACGUUCUAAUUUUGGACGAAGAUUCAGAGAUGAUUUUGGCGGCGAGUCCGAUGAAGAACCAGAAGCUGCGCCGUUGGAGCCUGCACUGGCAGAGCUGAACUUGAGAGAUCGCGCACGUCGAGAAAGGGAAAUUCUACGAGAGGAACAUUAUCAGCGAGAAGAUGAUGAGCGUCUGAGAGCACAGCAGAAUCAAGUGCACAUCCGAUACGGGGAGACGCAGUACGAAGUUCGACGAAACUUCGGACAGCGGAGAAAUCCCGAGGAGGCAUUCAUCAAGCUCUUUGAUGCUUAUAUCAGCACUGGAACAACCAUUGAGAAGUUACUUUUUACUGGAUUUCCAAAAUUUCUCAAGAAGAGGGACCCGUCAAAGUUGCAAUUCAAAGUUCGAGAGCUGAAACUCUCAAGUUUGCGCGAUCGGACUCUAGAGAAAAUCGUUCCAUUUAUUGGGGCUAGUAAGCUGAAGAAAAUGAACUUGGAUGUUGGGCCGGAUACGAUUAGCUAUCUGGAUCUACCAAUGAUCAAAAAUUGCGAGGUCUUGAAUCUGAACAUUUCAAUGUGGAACGAAAGAAAUCGACAAAGAAACGAAAACAACAAUUUUUCAAAGUUGAGCAACCUUCGGAACAUGAAGCUCAAUUUGAUCCUUGAGAGGUUCACCAUUGAUGAUUUGCAGCGGUUGGCUUUGAACUGGAUCUUCACGCGCCGACCAAUUGGGACCUAUUUCAAAACCGGGGUCAACCAGCAAUACGAUCACAUUCUCGAUAUCUUUGACCGUUUAAUCGAGGAAAAUCGUGCUUCCCGCUGUAGAAUUACAAAAUUGGGAACUGUCUAUUUCGCAAACGGAGUCAAACUGUCAAUCGACGGGAAGUCGGAGUUGGUGGUUUAUGGUGGUCCGAAAUGGAAAACACGUGCUGGCAUCGACGGUCAGUGGACGAUUCACAUGGAAGUGAUGGCAGUUGGUGAUACCACUCCUUCGGCAUAAUUUUUUUAAAUUUAUUUGUUUCCAAUUUCCUAUGUUAUUUUAUUUUAUUCCAUCUCAUUUUCCCUGGGUUCCGCUUACAUCUCUUUGACUCUUUGCCUUAAACGUUCCAUUUUUUGUGUAUUCCCCACAGUUUUAAACAUUAAAUUUGAUUGUUUUAUUCACUAAAUUUGACAUACAAUAAACAAUGUGCGU